AGCAGCAGCAUCACCAUCAUCUACAUCAUCUGUCAACCCUUCACAUUCUACAGCCCUACACCUUUCUCUGCUUCCUCAUUCUUUCAGGUGCCUUGUCAUUUGUCUAGCAGUAUAGAGAUUAUCUGAACCAGCGUCACCUAAUUCGUUGCCCAACAUGUCGGGGAGCGCGUACGAUAGACACAUUACCAUCUUCUCAGACCAAGGCCGUCUCUACCAAGUUGAAUAUGCUUUCAAGGCCAUCACAGCAGCAAAUAUUACUUCGGUCGGCAUCAGGGGAAAGAACUGUGCGGUUGUACUAUCACAGAAGAAAGUUCCAGACAAACUUAUCGACCCAGCCUCUGUCACGCACAUUUUCAAGCUGUCUCCGUCUGUCGGAUGUGCCAUGACCGGAUCGAUAGCUGAUGCGCACGCCUCCGUCAACCGGGCAAGGGGCGAAGCUGCUGAAUUCCGAUACAAGUAUGGAUACGAGAUGCCGUGCGACGUGCUCUCGAAGAGGCUGGCAAAUAUCAAUCAGGUCUACACGCAAAGAGCCUACAUGCGUCCACUGGGCGUCGCAAUGACCCUGAUAUCAGUCGAUCAGGAACUCGGACCUCAAGUAUACAAGUGUGACCCCGCGGGGUAUUAUGUGGGCUACAAAGCGACUGCUGCAGGCCCUAAGCAGCAGGAGGCGCAAAACUUUUUAGAGAAGAAAUUGAAAAAUAAAGAUUACGCUGACGGUAGCUGGGAGGGAGUGGUUGAGCUGGGCAUCAACACGCUAAGCGCUGUCCUCAGCAUGGAUUUCAAGAAGACUGAAUUGGAGGUCGGCAUCGUCGGUGGACCACGAGCUGAUGGUCAAGAAGGAACGGAUGUUGGGUUCAGGGCAUUGACAGAGGAUGAGAUUGACGAAAGAUUACAGGCAAUUGCCGAAAAAGAUUAGACAUAGCGACGCCACAAGAGGAGACACCGAGCAUUUCGAAGGGGCGCGCUUUCUGCCACCUGUAGGAAUUAAGAUGGUGCAAGCAACCUUCGACUGAGCUUGGAACUUGAGCUGUGGUGGGGCUAAUGCCGGGCGGCCAUUUUCAUGGCCCGCAUUCGAUAUGCUAGCCAUUUUCGGUUCGAAACUGUGUCAGUAAUUUUGUUACGUAUGAGCGCAUGGAUUCAAAUUAGAAACAGUUAACCAGAAGCCCACAGUUCUAUAGUGGGAAAAUUUUGCUGCAUGCAUGCUGAGAUAAUGAAAAGAAACAAUGUGUGGCGUCAUGAAGGGCGUGAUUCUGCAGUGGUU
Molecule: messenger RNA, 1261 nt
Organism: Xylona heveae TC161
Lineage: Eukaryota; Fungi; Ascomycota; Xylonomycetes; Xylonales; Xylonaceae
Product: N-terminal nucleophile aminohydrolase
Exons: 5
Coding region: 155-916 (253 amino acids)
Biological process (GO): ubiquitin-dependent protein catabolic process
Cellular component (GO): nucleus; cytosol; proteasome core complex, alpha-subunit complex
Source: RefSeq, a predicted model, not a curated record